Esox lucius (northern pike) is the source of this 1380-nucleotide messenger RNA. RefSeq names its product testis expressed 30 (gene tex30). The transcript is spliced from 5 exons. Bases 509 to 1129 code for a protein of 206 amino acids. NCBI's taxonomy places the organism in Eukaryota, Metazoa, Chordata, Actinopteri, Esociformes, Esocidae. The record is from RefSeq and is a predicted model, not a curated record.
UAAAACGAUUAACUUGGAUUAGCAAACACAACAUGACAUUGGAACACAGGACUGAUGGUUGCUGAUAAUGGGCCUCAGUACGCCUGCGUAGAUAUUCCAAUGAAAAUAAGCCAUUUCCAUUUCUUUCAAAAACAAGGACAUUUCUAAGUGACCCCGAACCUUUGAAAGGUAGUGUACAUAAAUCUUUAUGCAUUUUCAGUUUCGACCAUUGUGCAUUACUGUUUCCCCCUGGUACACUAGAUGGCGUAGUACAGACAGUUUACAGAGUUUAUGAAGCUGAGAAAGCUGAUGCUUGAAUUAUGGAGGGAAAACCGAGGGGAUGGAUUUCUGGUUGGGAGCACCGGAAGAGGAGUAAUACAGCGCUUGUGAAGUCUUUUCCUAUAUAAUCCACCCUGAUAUUACUAGAGUCUGCGUCUUCUGUUGUUUUGUAAUGUACUCCAUGGUGCUAACACCGACUUAAUAACCAUUCUUAAAUAUAUUUUAAAUAAAGUGAAUUAUAGUCAUAGGGAUGUUUUAUGUUUUUGUUCAAGCAAAUAUCUUGCCAGGGACAACAUGGAAAUGUUUCAUGAGGGCUGCCGUGGACGUGCACUUCAACCCUUUGGUUUCUCUUGCUCACGCGUUAGCCUCGAAAGGCCUGCUCUGUAUUCGCAUCACAUGUAAAGGUUUAAACCUGACUGACAGAGUGAAGGCUUACCACGAAGUUUGGGAAAGUUUUCUGAGUAGAAAGGAAUUCACAGUAACAAAAAUAUUUCUUGCGGGUAAAUCCGCAGGGGCUUGGGCUGCUUCCUCCAUGGCCAGGCAGCUCACUGCUGGGUCAGAGCAGGCAGUGCAGGGCCUGGUCUGCCUGUCCUUCCGCCUACACCCCGUAGGACAAACCGACCAUUGCCAGCGAAGCGAGGAUCUUCUAGGACUGCCCAAAGAGUUGCCAGUGCUGUUUCUGUCUGGCACGGCAGACAACAUGUGUGAGAAGAACAUUCUGGAGAAUGUGAUAACAGGGCUGAAGUCCCCGGCGACAGUUCAGUGGAUAGAAGGAGCCGGCCACGGUCUUGCCGUGGAGGGAAGAUUUGAGGAAUCUGUGCUUGAUGAAAUCAACUCACGUGUGAUGUCUUGGAUUUUGGAACGUUCCUGACUUUUUCAAUGCUCAAUUAUUGUUUUGGUAGAGCCCCUCACAUUGUAUAUUGCAUUGUAUUUGUCAUACAUUGUCUAUUCUUAGUGUAAUUUAAUGUUUAUUUGUCAAUUUGUGUGUGUGUGUGUGUGUGUGUGCGCGCACGUUUGUAAUAGUAAUUGUUUUUUUCUUUAUUGUUGUCUUACAGAUGUCAUCUUUCAAAAUGAGAAUGUGUUUUCAAGCAACUGUUCAAUAAAAGUGUUUUUUAUUAUUCA